CAGAGGAGGGUCUGGAAACCUGAAAAAAAAAGGGACUAUGACUGCCAACAUGGGGUCCAUGCGUAUCCUCAUCAAGGGAGGGAAGGUGGUGAAUGAUGAUUUCACCCAGGAAGCAGAUGUCUACAUUGAGAAUGGCAUCAUUCAGCAGGUUGGAAAAGAACUGAUGAUACCAGGCGGGGCUAAGGUGAUUGACGCGUCUGGAAAGCUGGUGUUGCCAGGUGGAAUAGACACCAGUGUGCAUCUACAACAAACUUUCAUGAACGCCAGCAUCCAGGAUGACUUCUACAGUGGGACCAAGGCGGCUCUGAUGGGUGGUACCACCAUGGUGAUGGCUCUGGUCCUGCCUGAACAACAUUGCUCCCUGCUGGACGCCUACGAGAACUGCCGAGCUCUGGCCGAUGCCAAGGCUUGUUGUGACUAUGCUCUGCAUGUCGGCGUGACCUGGUGGGGUCCAAAGGUGCAUAAUGAGAUGGAGACUCUGGUGAGGGAGCAUGGAGUGAACUCCUUCCAGAUGUUCAUGGCCUACAAAGACAUGAUGAUGCUGAGGGACUCAGAGCUCUACCAGACAUUGCAGACCUGUAAGGACAUCGGGGCCAUCGCACGUGUCCACGCUGAGAACGGAGAGCUGGUGGCAGAGGGUGCCAAAGAGGCUCUGGAUUUGGGCAUCAGUGGACCUGAGGGUAUUGAGAUCAGUCGACCAGAAGAGUUGGAGUCUGAGGCUACCCACAGAGCUGUCACCAUUGCCAACAGGGCCCGCUGCCCAAUCUACCUGGUGAAUGUAUCAAGUAUGUCUGCUGGAGACAUGAUUGCUGCUGCUAAGAUGCAAGGUAAGGUGAUCCAUGCAGAGACCACAGUAGCUCAUGCGGUGCUGAAUGGGAUGCAGUAUUACCACCAGGACUGGGCUCACGCCGCCGCCCACGUCAUCAUCCCUCCUCUCCGCCUCGACCCCAGCACACCCAACUACCUCAUGGGCCUGUUGGGCAAUGACACUCUGAGCGUUGUGGCGUCGGAGCACCGUCCAUUUAGCACCAAGCAGAGAGCUCUGGGCAAAGAGGACUUCACCAAGAUCCCUCAUGGAGUGGCUGGGGUCCAGGACAGGAUGAGUGUCAUGUGGGAGAGGGGAGUGGUUACUGGAAAGAUGGAUGAGAAUCGUUUCGUGGCAGUGACAAGCUCUAACGCGGCAAAGAUCUACAACCUGUACCCACGCAAGGGCCGUAUCAUCCCCGGGGCCGAUGCUGAUGUGGUGGUCUGGGAUCCAGAUGCAACAAGGACAAUCUCUGUGAGCACUCAGGUGCAGGGCGGAGACUUCAACCUGUACGAGGGGAUGCGCUGCCACGGUGUUCCUCUUGUCACCAUCAGCCGAGGACGUCUGGUGUGUGAGAACGGUGUGUUUAUGUGUGCUGAGGGAUCUGGAAAGUUCUACCCACAGCGCACUUUCCCUGACUACCUCUAUAAGAAAAUGGUGCAGAGAGAAAAGACUCAGGCUUAUAAAGGAGUUGUCAGGGAUCCAUAUUCUGGUGACGUGGCCAAGGUGGCAAACAUUAUGAAGAAGGAGCUUGGUUUGGGCCCAAUAGAUGGAGAGACACCCAACAAGUCCUGUGGUCGGGUGCACCAGGGAGUCAGAGACCUCCACGAGUCGUCCUUUAGCCUCUCUGGGUCUCAGGUCGAUGACCACAUCCCUAAGAGGUCCUCGGCUCGGAUCCUGGCCCCUCCCGGCGGUCGCUCCAGUGGUAUCUGGUAAUCACUGGUGAUGAGCUUCAACCGUCCGAGCCUCCAUGUUUUGUAUAUUUUUGAGCAACCAGGAAAACUGCACUGAUUUUCAAUCACAGGAUUAAAGUUAAGAGGGGAAAAUAAAUUCAAGCACGUGUCUGUGAUUAGUGACGACCUAACUGAUGAUCAGUAAUUUGCCAAAGUGACUUCUACAAAUCUAAUUUGUGUCUUAAUUGGAGUGACUGACCUGAUUAAUUACAUGAGAGUGAAGGGCUAUCUGUGAAUUUAAAUGUUUUGCCAAAUUCAAGCUGAUCAUACUAACAUUGAUAAAGUCUGCUCAUUAUCAACCUACUCGUAUCCCAUGAAAAAACAAACUAAACAAACUGUGAAAGAUCAAAACCAGUACAGUUUUUGAUGGUUUUACCUGAAGUGAUGUCGACCGAAUUAUUUAAAAAUAGUAGAACUGGAUUCAGUGAAAUAACCUAUUAUACCCCUGUCACACACACAAACAUAAAUUACACUGUAGACACCAUAGCUUUAGACUCAUAUGAAGAUGUGUGUGGAUUCUGUUUGUGAUCAAACCACCCACUGUGCUCGGCUUCCUGCUGCACCAUGGGUUCCACAGUGUUUGUGUUUCCAAUGGAUGAACUGUGCUGUGUGGUGAUGAAAUCCAACUGCUUCAAACACCGUGUGAUCUUACACUACGCUAUCUUAAUAGAGUCAGACUUGACCCCAUCCAUCCUUAUACUUUCACUGCCUCUGACUGAAACAACACAUGUCCCAGAAACUUCCCAGCCUCACUUGCAAUGUAGCGGGGUCUAUAGACUGAGUGAAUUAAGUAUACAACCUGUGGGUUUACCUGGGAUUUUAACUCUGGUUCCAGUACUGAUCCCACAUUUAAAUGUAGGCAUUUCUGUCAUGGAAGCCUCAUAUCUUUGUGGUAUCUAUAGACCUUGCAGAGCUAUAACACAGAGGAGAAUUCAGUUCAGUUUGUUAAAGGAAGGAUGAAGAGUAAGUGAUUUAAGACCACAGUGGAGAUAACAGGGAGGAAAAGUUUUCUGUUACUUCGCUACUGAUAAUACAUAACAGAAGAAU
This is a messenger RNA of Xiphias gladius (swordfish), 2805 nucleotides long. Its product is annotated as dihydropyrimidinase-related protein 5-like. Gene Ontology annotation, molecular function: hydrolase activity, acting on carbon-nitrogen (but not peptide) bonds, in cyclic amides. The coding region runs from base 38 to 1741 and encodes 567 amino acids. The transcript is spliced from 14 exons. The record is from RefSeq and is a predicted model, not a curated record. NCBI's taxonomy places the organism in Eukaryota, Metazoa, Chordata, Actinopteri, Istiophoriformes, Xiphiidae. Gene Ontology annotation, cellular component: cytosol; cytoplasm.